CGAGUUGAACUUGGAGACAUGGCAACACGAGAUGACAGCUGGAGGCGGUGGUAAUUGGGAAUUUCAGUAUUACACAAAUAAUCGUUCUAAUAGUUACGUACGUGAUGGAAUUCUUUAUAUAAAACCGACAUUGACCGCUGAUUUGUACGGAGAAUCGUACCUCUAUAAUGGCCGCCUUGACCUUUGGGGCGCAUCUCCCGCUGAUAUAUGUACCGGUAACGCUUGGUAUGGAUGCGAAAGAAUUGGUACCACGAAUGACAUAUUAAACCCCAUACAGUCCGCUCGACUGAGGACAGUAUUCACAAUAUGGAUGCUGCCGCAAAGAAAUCCGUAUGGUGGCUGGCCAGCAUCCGGUGAAAUCGACAUUGUUGAGUCACGUGGUAAUGUGAACUUAACAGGAUCCCCUUGGUAA
Saccoglossus kowalevskii is the source of this 412-nucleotide messenger RNA. RefSeq names its product beta-1,3-glucan-binding protein-like. Gene Ontology annotation, biological process: carbohydrate metabolic process. Lineage: Eukaryota; Metazoa; Hemichordata; Enteropneusta; Harrimaniidae. Gene Ontology annotation, molecular function: hydrolase activity, hydrolyzing O-glycosyl compounds. The record is from RefSeq and is a predicted model, not a curated record.